Molecule: messenger RNA, 1082 nt
Organism: Agelaius phoeniceus (red-winged blackbird)
Lineage: Eukaryota; Metazoa; Chordata; Aves; Passeriformes; Icteridae
Gene: C25H1orf162
Product: chromosome 25 C1orf162 homolog
Source: RefSeq, a predicted model, not a curated record
AAGUCAACUUAACUUAAAAAAAUCAAGGGAGGAACUUUUCAAAGCUGCUUCUGAUUAUGAAAAUGUUCAUAGGGUUUUAGCUGCUGCAAAAAUAAUCCUGUAGGUGCUUUUUAGUUAUUAAAUAUCCUCCAUUUUCUGGGUGGAGAAGGUGCCGUGCCCGUCAGGGAGCAGUGAACUCGUGUGCACGGGAACAAUGGGCAGGGGCUGGUGCUGAGGAACUGCCAGGGUUGAGUGGCUUUGUGCCACUUCUACAAGAUUUCCAAGAAAUAGAUAAAAACCAAAUCAAGUCUUUUGAGUUUGAGGAGGAUAACAAGUUUGUUUUGCUUAUGUGUAUGUGUACAUAAAUACAACUCUCUUUCUUUCAGCUUCUCUUCUUGUCAGUUAAUGCUCUGAGAGAAUGGGAACCUUUUCCUCAAAAGAAGCUCCAGUUGCACCAGAACCCACUUGCCCUACUACUACUGCUGUCCCCACCACUGCCCACACCCCUGCAGAUGAUUUCAGAGCUGCAGAAGUCAGAUGCUGGAUUAAUAACCAUGAAAUACUCUACAUGUCACUGGCCUUCAUCUCUGGCAUCCUCCUGACUGUCCUGGUUUUUGCAAUCAUCUUCCUCUUCAGGAAAAGCUCUAAAAGAUCCCACCAAAAUUUACAAGAGGAAACUUUCUCCCAGAUGGCAGCUGAGGAAUCUGUUAGGAACACCCAGAAUGAAGUGACCUACAGCACUCUGGUCUUCCAGCGGGGCAGGACAGCACUGCCUGUGUGAUGAGGAAGUUCCAAAGGAAAUAAAAACGAUCCCACUUUCUGGACAUCAAAAGCCACGAGGAUGUUACACCAAGGGAAUGCCCUGGGAAUGCCCCCAUGUCCUCUGUAACACAGCUCUUUUUGUAGUUAUGACAGGGAGUUGUCUCCUGUUCAAACUGGCUGCCAACAGCUGUGGGCAAGUGGAGUUUCUACAGGAUUUCCUCAUCUGUAGAAAUCUCCCUGCCCUUGUAAAGUUUCCGUUUGUGAGAACUAUCAGGGAGGAGUGCGAAAUGAAAAUGUUUCUCUGCAUCUAUCCAUAUCUGUGCCCUCGUGUUUCCCUUUUC